GACUGUCAGGGAGGAUGAAGGAAAGAAGGAGGGAGCAGGGACUAGAAUUAGGUUCCUGUCUCGGAGAAGUUAGGUAACAGCAUGUUGCCGCAGAGUUGAUUCCAAGUGGUUGCUUCAGUCUGGCAGUGGUAUUCGAGCGAACACCAUCGUUUUCAUUUCGCGCGACUCGCGUCAAUCGCAGGAUGUCAAACGACGCCGAUCGAAGGAUUAGGUGAACUUCAGUGAAUAUCGGUGAUGUGAUUACCAGCAGGCAGACCAUCAUCAUGUUCACCAUGAAAUCCUCAUUCAGUGUACGAGACUUGCUAGUGGUCAUUUGGUUCACGUCGAUGGUUCAACUUCGCGCGAGGUCAGCGAUAAUGCCUCCACCAUGGGCAGAUCCGUCGAGCAAUCCCUGCGCCGCACAACCACGUGGUUGGCAAUUGUUAUUUUGGCCGCCGGAUGGAAAGUGUUACAAAAUAUUCCAGAUUGGGCCACCGUGUCCGGAAACGAUGGAACUAGGUCCUGCAGCAGGUGGAGGUGGAACUGUGGCAGAAUGCAGAUGCCCUCCAGGGACUGCACAAUCCCCUAGAGACGCUCUUUGCCAUCCAAUAUAUACCAGAGCAUCUUGUCCAAGCGGACAGUUCUUUGAACCUGUACCAGAGACUUCUGGGAAGUCCAGAUGGGGCGUCUGCCGUGAGCCAGAGCCAUGCACAGAGAAAGGAGAAGUGUACUGGCCUAGAGAUGGCAAGUGUUAUCCUAAAUUUAGCAGAGGACCAUGUCCAAAAGGAGAAAUUCUUGCUACGGACGAAGAUGGAUUGACUAUAUGUUCCUGCUCUACAACUGGUGAAUUGGGAAGAUAUCACUGGCCUGGGAGUGUAGGUGGCUGUCACGAGCACUAUACCAAAGGUCCCUGUACAGAACCUGGAGAAUUAUUCUUGCCUGGUGGUUCGUGUGGUUGUCACUCUAGGUUACCUCAUUAUCAUGAACCAACUAGAAUGUGCUAUCAGUUAGGUGGUAUUGGUCCAUGUCUCAAAGGGCACUAUUAUGUUGUAACAAACUCAGCAUCCAAUGAAGAUACAGCUCGGGCCAGUUGCGUGUGCAAGCCAGGUCAUGUCCUCUAUAAAAAUGGAUUUUGUUAUAGACUCUAUACAAGAGGACCUUGUGAACCUGGUUACAUGUUGAUGAAUUCGACGGGUUGCGCUCCUGUACCUUGCAAACGUGGAAGAUUGUACAUUCCGCAAGAAAAAACAUGUUAUAAAAUAGGAACUAGAGGGCCAUGCCCUAAUGGACAGAUCGUUCUAUACGAUUAUAAUGUACGACCAUCUAUUGAUGGAAUUAGUUACAAUGGCAUGUGUGGAUGCACCAACAUAUUCAAAGACUCUGAAAAAUGUUCUGAAGAAAGUAACGAUAGCUGUGAAUCUACACCAGGAAUGGUAGAAAUAAACAAAACUUGUUAUAAGUUGUACACUCAAGGUCCAUGCACGGCAGGAGAAUGGUUGGUUGCACGAAGAAUGCCAAAACCAAUAUUGUGGGAAAGUAAAGAAUCAGAACCUAGAGCUCGAUGCGAAUGCAGGCCUGGGUACAAAAGAAUCACAGAAAAUUCAGAAAUUUCUGAAUUAGAAAAUAAUAAUCUCCUCUCACCAGGUAGUUGUCAACCACCUACGGUGAGCUUAGCAAAAUUUCUUAACGAAAACGUGAAGUCGAUAAACCUUUCGGUAAGAGAAAUUGAACUAGCAGUACAUUAGUGAUAAAAUGAACUGCGACACGCAGAAGCUGUGUGUAAAUUUUUAAGUAAUAUAUGUAAAUAGUAUUGUACAAAUGUGACGCGUGAAAUAGUUGUAAUAUCACCGCCUAAAUUUUCUAAGAAUUUUUAUUUAUUUAACGACUUAAGGCUAGGAAAUUUUUCAUCGUUUAAUUUUAUCAUGUUCGAAAUUUCAUGAAAAUUUAUCUAUGCCGCAGUAAAUAUAGUAU
Osmia lignaria (orchard mason bee) is the source of this 1950-nucleotide messenger RNA. RefSeq lists its product as uncharacterized. Lineage: Eukaryota; Metazoa; Arthropoda; Insecta; Hymenoptera; Megachilidae. The record is from RefSeq and is a predicted model, not a curated record.